CUGAUAUGAACUAUCAGUGGCUUCAUCCCAAGUCUUACUAAGAUAUUAUGUAAUUUAUUUCUUGUUUUCUUAAUAAUCGCAGAUCAACUACGUCUCCGUGCAUAAUAAUGAAACUCUCUUUGAUAUCAUCUGUUUAAAGAGACUAUAGCUGGUGUUUAUGCUGCGAUGGAGUAUGGAAUAAAAAGGGUCCGUGGUACCAGUGAUUAGUGGAUAUGGAUAAAGUGAAGGUAUUGUGUGCUUCUCCGUAUUUUAUUGGCACUCUUGUUUUAUUAAAGGAACCCAACUCAAACCCAGUAGCAUAUUCUUCUGCCCAAUUCUUUUAGGGCUUCUUCGUAGCACUCAUAUCCUUCGAAACAGCAAGCUUCAUUCUGCACAGUGGUUCCUUCUUCAUUCUUCUCCAUUCUUAUAGUCCAUUAAUCUUCUUUUUCAGGAAAGAGAUCAUUGAUGAUAGUCAAAUCAGUAAUUUUUUGAAGUCUCUUGAAAAGGAUGGAUGGUAUAAUCUUUAUGUAGUACAUGGAGGGACUGAUUUGGGGGAGAAAGAAUUGGUUAAUGUUGAGGUGGACAAUGCCUUAGAAAGUAGAGUUUGUAGGAUUAAUGGACCACAUCAGAAGGAUAACAGGCCCAAAUUGAAGGUGAUUUCUUCCAAAAAAAAAUGCUUUGAUAAGAAACAAGAAGCUUUAAGGAUUGAAUCUAAUGUUGAAGAAAAUGAUAGUGAUGUUGAUAGUGAUAGUGAUGUCGAGCUAAGUGAUGGAGAUUAUGAAGACAGUAAUGUUGAUGAUCUUAUUGCUGAGAACAUUGAUAUUAGUUGGAAGAAGGAGCUCCAAGAAUUGAGUCUGAUGUUGUGGAUGUAUUGAAUCGAGAGCUUGCAGAUGAGGAAGCUAGGAACAAUUAUCAGGAUACUGACGACAAAUUGGUUGAGUCUGAUGUUGAAUUAAAUAGCUUGGAUGGAUCUGAUGACGAGAAGGAAAAUCAUUAUCUAGUAUUCAACCCUGAUGUUGACUUUAAGGGUAAGGUAAACCUUUCUUUAGGAUUAAAAUUUCCUUCUAAUAAUGUGUUUAAAAAGGCUUUAAGGCACCAUGCUAUUGAAAAUGGAUACAAUUACUAUUACUUGCACAAUGGUGGUAAAAGGGUGAGUGUUUAUUGCUUUAAUAAGUGUGGUUGUAAUAGAGUGAAAGGAAAGUUUAAAAAAUGCUCUUGUACACAAAAAAAAAUGCACAUUUAAGAUUUAUGCUGUGAAAUUGAGGGAAGAGGAGACUUUUCAGAUUAAAACUUAUAGACCUGAGCAUACUUGUGGACAUCAACAUGAAAACAACAAAGUUACUGCUUUGUAUUUGGCUGAGAAGUAUUUAAAAGACUGGAGAGAAAAUCCGGGUUGGGAUUUAAAUGCUUUCAUAAAAAGAGUAAAUAAGGAGUGUGGAUGUGAAGUGAAAUAUCACAAGUGCUAUAACGCAAAAAGAUUUGCCAUGAGGAUGAUUUAUGGGGAUACAAACGAGGAGUAUAAUAGGGUUUGGGAUUAUGCUGAAGCUAUAAGAAAGUUUAAUCCAUGUAGUACAGCAAUAGUGAAAUGCAUUGGGAUAGAGUUCCCCCCUCCUUUAUUUCAAAGGAUGUAUAUAUGUUUAAAAGCUUGUAAGGAGGGUUUUGUGGCUGGGUGUCGACGUAUCAUUGGGAUUGACGGAGCACAUUUAAAAGGGCCAUAUCCUGGAAUAUUGCUGAGUGCAGUAGCUAAGGAUGGUAAUAACAACAUAUUUCCCAUAGCGUGGGCUGUGGUUGAAACAGAGAGUGCAGAUACUUGGACAUGGUUCUUAGCGCUUCUAGUUGACGACAUCAACUCAGUGAUAGACAAGGAUACUGAAAUUACAUUUAUGAGUGACAGACAAAAGGGUUUGAUAGAUGCAUUGAAAAAUGUUGUCCCACAGGCAGAAGUUAGAUUUUGUUGUAGACAUAUAUGGGAAAACUUUAAAAAGCAAUUUUCUGGAGAGCUAUUUAGGCAUUUAUUUUGGAAGGCGGCCAGAGCUACAACUAGUUAUCAUUUCCAACAACAUAUGACUGCAAUUAAAAGACAUAUCAAUAGAGGCGUACGAGUACUUAGCUACCAUUCCAAGUGCCCACUGGUCCAGACAUGCGUUUUCAACAAAGAGUAAUUCUAGAAUGUUACUGAGCAA
Molecule: messenger RNA, 2162 nt
Organism: Amaranthus tricolor (Joseph's coat)
Lineage: Eukaryota; Viridiplantae; Streptophyta; Magnoliopsida; Caryophyllales; Amaranthaceae
Exons: 7
Coding region: 1464-2141 (225 amino acids)
Biological process (GO): DNA transposition
Molecular function (GO): DNA binding; transposase activity
Source: RefSeq, a predicted model, not a curated record